Messenger RNA from Fimicolochytrium jonesii, 2230 nucleotides. RefSeq lists its product as uncharacterized. Gene Ontology annotation, molecular function: RNA polymerase I core promoter sequence-specific DNA binding. Gene Ontology annotation, cellular component: RNA polymerase I core factor complex; RNA polymerase transcription factor SL1 complex. NCBI's taxonomy places the organism in Eukaryota, Fungi, Chytridiomycota, Chytridiomycetes, Spizellomycetales, Powellomycetaceae. The transcript is spliced from 7 exons. The record is from RefSeq and is a predicted model, not a curated record. The coding region runs from base 485 to 2230 and encodes 581 amino acids. Gene Ontology annotation, biological process: nucleolar large rRNA transcription by RNA polymerase I; RNA polymerase I preinitiation complex assembly.
GGAAAGGGAUGAGCUCCUCACGGGUCCGCUCUGGCCCAAGGGCAAGCGCAAUCGUGGAAAGGCGCUUUACUGCGUUGACGCGCAGGCUGACGUCUUCGUGCUUGAGCUCGUCAAUCAAGACGGCGAUGGGGUAGAGGGUGUCGUCUGCCUCGUCGGUGUUCAUGGUGUCUGUUGGCGCUUUGCGUUUGAGUUGGGUGCUGUGGGAGCCGUAUGGGGUUUAGCGGAAGUAGUACAGUAUGUAGCGUCCGCAGCUGCGUAGGAAAAAGCCGGCGUUGCAGGUUGCGAGAAGGAAGUCUCUGAGCCGUUUGGAGGUCGCAAAAGGGCGCCGUCUCGCUAAACACGCGGCGAGGCAAAAAGGACCGAGAACUCACGCGUCCAGACAGGCUCGGCCAUUGGGGAGGAGCAGACCGAACUGGAGAGCACGGAGCUCCCGCUAGCAAUUGGAUCAUAGCGGUGUAUAACACCGGAGAGGCCCCGCUCAAGGAUGGGGAAAAUGAAGAAACCCCCCUGCCCCGUCUGCAACACAAGGAGCUAUCGCAAAGAUGACUCCGGCUUCUACGUCUGCAAGUUCGGGCAUCAGCUCACGGGAUAUGUGGAGGAACGAGGCGACGAGGAGGCCCUCAUGGGCUCGAAUGCGCGUCGGCAGAGAUCACGGUCUCGGAAAAGGAUUUCCCGCGGGCGGAGCAGGAAAUACGACUAUGAUGCCGCGCCCUUCAGUGUGAUUUGCGAGGUCUUUCAAUCUUCCUUGAGACUGCAGACUCAGAGCUUGAUCAAGAGCCGAGGUCUUCCACAGGAGCUAGAGCUAGCAGUCCUCGAUCUCUGGUCCUGCUACCUAACCGCCCUCGAAGUCGAUUUAGACGACCGCCAACGCCGCGAAAGCAACUGGAGCCUGUCAUCCCAGCAAGGUUCCGCUGGCCCGUCCUCAGGGGAAGAAAGCGCUACGGACUGGUCCGACACCGACCCGGAAGACAUUGCUGUGCGCCGUCGUAAACGGCGACGAAGCCGGAGCAGGACGCCUGGGCUGUACCCCGAUCCCGAUCCUGAAAAUCCGACAGCUACGCGAGAUAGCAAGCGAGGGAGGACGAAGGAGCCUGGCGGGCGGUUCUUGUCCGUCAUGGUGAAUAUCCACCCGUAUUAUUCUCUGGUGCUGUUGCAUCUGGGAUGUGUGCUGUUAAGGCUUCCGAUUUGGUUGAGGGAUGUGCAUCGGUGGGCUGGGUCGGGUGAGAUACCCUACUAUACGGCGGCGGAUCAGUUGCCCUUGGAGCUUACCUCCAAGUUCAGCUUGUUUGCUUCAGGGCUGGAACGGAAGACACCCCCCCAAAUGUCCAAACUCCACAUAGUCUCCACAACCUUCCGCACCCUCUUCACCAACCGCUUCUCCAUCAGCUUCCCGCCCCCAAACCUCCCCCUCCUCUGGAUCCGCACCCUCACCGACCUUUCUCUCCCUCCCACAUUCUACGCCGACAUGUCCACUAUCCACUCCCUGGUGUUUCCCGGCGCCAACGAUUGGGGCAGGGGCGGCGAGCGCUCGGGUGGGGGUGGGGGGAAGGCGAAAUCACAGGUCGCGCUGGCGCUUGUGGUGUUCAAGUUGCGGUGUGGAGCAGAGAAUGAGAGGAGCGAGAUGAGGGGGUGGGUGGAAGGGCUGGUGAGGGGGAGGGAGGGGGUGCAGGAGUAUGCGGCGUGGACUUCGAGUGACGUCCGAGAAAAAACCACCGAGGAACUAAUAACAUACGUCGACCGCUUCGCCAACCGUCUGGGCACCCAUCAGGACACGAGACCGAAGGGCUACGAAACCUUCGAAACCGCCCUCAACGCCCUCCUCGCCUCCCUCCCCUCGCCUCCUCCUUCCCACCCCCCCACCACACCCACCCCCGCGCCCACACCAAAUCAUAUACCCUACCCACCCAUCCCCACGCAACCCCCGCGCUACAUCAUGUAUAACGCGUCGGACACAUCCGGCCCCUUCCACCACCCCUACGACACCGUGGUCCGCGCAGCGGCGGAUCUGGUCGGGGUCGGCGUGCGCGAGCUGGAGAGGGAGGUCAAUCGGUUGGAGAGGCGGUUGGGCGUCGAGAUGGGGUGGGUUGCCGGGUGGGUUGAGACGGCGCAAGGGGGUGCGACACACGGGACGCCGGGUGCGGGGGUUGCCAUGGCUGUAAACGAAGAUAGGGGCCGCGGUGGGAAGCUGGAUGGAAGCGAGGACGAGGACGACCGGGAGGAUUACAUGUAG